AUGAACCAUAAUCUUGUAUUGGGAUGCUUGGUUUCGAUCAUUAUCUUUCAUGUUCUGCAAACAGGAAAGGGUGAUGAAACGGAGGAAUCUCAGCCGAAGAAACACAUUUCGACGGAUCAGAUUCUCAUGUUUUCCGGCUAUUUCCUGUUAGCUAUGGCUGUUCUUCUCGGAAUUUGUCUCUGGCUGUGCAGAAAUGGCAGGAAAAAUCAAUCCGAAUCUCACGACGUUAACAAAAAAGUUGCAGCCGUGGAAGACAGUGAUUUCAGUACUGAUGCCAUGUCAGCAUCAACUGAUUUCAUAAAAACAUCGUCGAAGAACAUGCCGGAAACAUCAUCGGAAUUUUCGUCGGAGAUGGCGGCUGCGCCGUCGCACGCGCUGGUGGUGCUGACGAGUCCGGAGGUGAACGGGCUGAGAUUUGAGGAUCUGCUGAAAUCGCCGGCGGAGUUGAUUGGGAGAGGAAAAGGCGGGAGUUCAUACAAGGUUAUGUGUGAGAAUCCUAGGAUGAUCUUGGCCGUCAAAAGGAUUAAGGAUUGGGAGAUAUCGAGCCGUGAUUUCAAGACCAGAAUGCAGAGAUUGGACCGGGCUAAACACCGGAGUGUCUUGUCGGCCAUGGCCUUCUAUUCUUCCAGCCAAGAAAAGCUUUUAGUCUUUGAAUAUCAGAAUAAUGGCAGCCUCCUAAGACGCCUACAAGCAACCCAAACCGGGGAAUCAUUCGAGUGGAUGAGCAGGCUCAACACCGCAGCCACCAUAGCCGAAUCCAUGUCGUUCAUGCACGGCGAUCUCAAAAACGAAACUAUCCCACACGGAAACCUCAAAUCCUCCAACAUCCUGCUCACGCAAGCCAUGGAGCCACGCAUAAGCGAGUACGGCUUAAAGCCCGCCGCAGAAAACGCAGACUUCACACAAGACGUGUACGCCUUCGGGGUCAUUCUUCUGGAGCUACUCACCGGGAAACUGCCGGCGAAGAACAAUAAUAGCACUGAAAUAAUGGAUCUGGCGAGUUGGGUUGUUUCGGUGCUGAGAGAAGAGUGGACGGUUGAGGUUUUUGACACGGCGUUGAUCAGAGAAGGGGCUGAUGAGGAGCGGAUGGUUAAUCUUUUGCAGGUCGCUGUGAGUUGCGUUAACCGUUCGCCGGCGGCCAGGCCGGCCAUGAACCAAGUUGCGGCGAUGAUUAAUGGUAUAAGAGAGGAGGAGGAGAGGUCUAUGGAUGUAUCUCGUGUUAGUGUGAUUAGUAGUCGGUAGAGACCAGAGAUCGAGUUUUUUCAGCAGUAAGCUAAGGAAAAUGCUAGCUUAGCUUGUUGAUUAUAUGUAGUAUAAUUUGUUCCAUAGUUAUAUAUGGAUUAAGCAUAUUUGAAUAAGGUUUGGAGUGGUCAAGCAAGACUAAUUUAUCUCACUGUACUUUUUUAUGGACUAGGAUUGCAAUGUGAGUUUCAUCAAAAACAACGAAAGCUCAUAUACAUCCAGAUAACGAUUGGAUACAUGGAUGACCGACGCGACAUCAUCAACUGUUAGGUAUUUAGUACCUUUUUGACAUGUAAAUUCUAUUCAAUAAUAAGUAUUUAUGUAUAAUUAUAAAGAGGAUUGAAUAGUUGUUAUGAUGUGUUACGUUUUUUCUAUA
Molecule: messenger RNA, 1618 nt
Organism: Ipomoea triloba (trilobed morning glory)
Lineage: Eukaryota; Viridiplantae; Streptophyta; Magnoliopsida; Solanales; Convolvulaceae
Product: probable inactive receptor kinase At2g26730
Exons: 2
Coding region: 1-1242 (413 amino acids)
Biological process (GO): protein phosphorylation
Molecular function (GO): protein kinase activity; ATP binding
Source: RefSeq, a predicted model, not a curated record